Homo sapiens (human) is the source of this 8071-nucleotide messenger RNA. It is a transcript of the gene PWWP4, whose product is annotated as PWWP domain containing 4. The record is from RefSeq and is marked validated. The transcript is spliced from 4 exons. Bases 544 to 6729 code for a protein of 2061 amino acids. Lineage: Eukaryota; Metazoa; Chordata; Mammalia; Primates; Hominidae.
CUUUCCUGGCGGCAGACACACAUCGCAAGGAUAUUUACAGAGCGGACAGCUGGAAUAGCUGUAGGAACGUCAAGACUAAUCCCGGUAUGCGGAAGUAGAUCAAUAUUUGCACAUCGUGAUCUAGCUGGAUCUGCAAUAUAGACAGGUAAAGGUUGACAUUAGGAGUGCAUAGGUCCUGAGCAUCUACACGCGGUGCCACUGGGUCGCCAGAAGAACAGCGCACUUCAGGGGCACAGAGUGGGGUUGAAGGGUCUGCACACCAGCGCUUGCAGUGUGAGCAGCAAGAGAUCCAGCUCACAGAACCAAACCUGCUGCGAUCCAUGUGACACUGGCAUACUCCAGAAUUGUCCAUUGGAAACACGAGUUCAAGUGCCUCAGGGAGAUUCAGGAGGAGGAACACAGCCCACCCACACUGCACCCCCUUUGCAGUCUGAAGGCAAGGGAUGCUCUGAAGAGCAGCUUGGUUUAGGAGAGACCUACGGUAGCAGAGGGUGUGGCAGGCAGACCCCUCGGCCUCCCUUAGCUACCUUUUCCCAGCUCAUCAUGGACUCGGAGUACGUCCUAUGCUCUUGGAAAGGCCGACUAUGGCCAGCAAAGGUUUUGUGCACACGUGGGACUUCACCAAAAACGAAGCCUGAAAAGGCGAUUUCUCUAGAAGUUCAAAUCCUCGCAGUAGAUGAAAAAAUCAAGGUGAAAAGCACAGACGUGAAGACCCCAACUAAGUUUGAGAUGGAAGACAUUGCCGCCUCUGCAGCAGCACAGACGAAGCUCGGUGCCCCACUCAGAGAGAAGAUGGGGUACAGAGGAACCCUUCGGGUGGCCCUGGAGAUUCUGAAAGAGAGAACAAAUCUGGGUGGAGGAAGGAAACCACAUGAACUAGAGAGCACCACACCCUCUCAGCUUUCUCAAAAGGUGCCCGAAAAGCCAGCCAGUUCUGUCCCUCGUGAAGAUGACUGGAGAUGCAAAGGCGACCUAAGGAGGAGUCUUGGGAAGAGGGAAAACCCAAGCUCACCGACGGUCCCUUCAGAGAGUAAGCGUGCCCUGCGGGAUGACAGGUCGCAGGAGCCCACAGCCAUUGCCCCUACUCCAGGCGCCCUGCCCGGGGACAGGUCAGGGGCGCCCAGGGCCAUUGCCCCUACUCCAGGAGCCAUGCUCAGUGGCAGGUCACGGGCACGCAGGGCCAUUGCCCCUACGCCAAGCGCCCUGCGAGGUUACAGGUCUUGGGCGCACAGGGCCAUUGCCCCUACCCCAGGCUGCCUGUACAGUGACAGGUCACGGGCGCACAGGGCCAUUGCCCCUGCUCGAGGCACCAAGCAUGGUGGCAGGUCAUGGGCAUGCAGGUCCAUUGCCCCCAAACCAGGCUCCCUGUGCGGGGACAGGUCACAGGCGAGCAGGGCCAUUGACCCUACCUUAGGCGCCAGGCGCGGUGGCAGGUCACGGGCCCACAGAGCCAUUGCCCCUACUCCAGGCUCCCUGUGCGGCAACAGGUCACGGGCUUGCGGAGCCAUUGCCCUUACUCCAGGUGUCCUGUGCGGUGUCAGGUCACGGGUGCCAAAGGACAUUACCCCUACUCCAGGCGCCCUGCGAGGUUACAAGUCAUGGGUGUGCAGGGCCAUUGCCCCUACUCCAGGUGCCCUGCGCGGAGACAGGUCAGCAGCACGCACGGCCGUUGUCCGUACUCCAGGUGCCCUUGGCAGGGACAGGUCACGGGCACGCAGCGCCAUUGCUUCUACUCCAGGGACCCUGCAGGGAAACAGGUCAUCUGUGUCCAAGGCCAUUGCCCCUACUCCAGGUGCCCUGCGUGGAGACAGGUCAGCAGCGCGCACGGCCUUUGUCCCUACUCCAGGCGCCCUUCACAGGGACAGGUCACGGGCCCGCAGCGCCAUUGCUUCUACUCCAGGGACCCUGCGGGGAAACACGUCAUCUGCGUGCAAGGCCAUUGCCCCUACUCCAGGUGCCCUGCGAGGUUACAAGUCAUGGGCGCGCAGGGCCAUUGCACCUAACCCAGGUGCCUGGCGCGGUUACAGGUCAACGACAGGCACCGCCAUUGCACCUAAUCUGGGCGCCCUGGGCGGCAACAGGUCAGCGGCACGCACGGACAUUGCCCCUACUCCAGGCGCCCUGCGAGGUUACAGGUCAUGGACGCGCAGGGCCAUUGCCCCUACUCCAGGCACUCUGAGCAGUUACAGGUCACGGUCCCGCAGGACCAUUGCCUCUACUCCAGCCACCCUGCGUGGUGAAAAGUCACGGGCGCACACCAGCCUUGCCCCCACCCCAGGUGCUUUGCGCGGUGACGGUUCACGAGCACGCAGGGCCAUUGUCCCUACUACAUGCCCAUUGUGCGAGAUAUGGUCACGGGUGGGCAUAGGCAUUGCCCCUAUUGCAGAUGCCCUGCGCCGUGACAGGUCACCAGUGCGCAGGGCCAUUGCCCCUACUCCAGGCACUCUGAGCGGUUACAGGUCACGGGCACGCACGGCCAUUGCCCCUACUCCAGGCACCCUGCGAGGUUACAGGCCACGGUCCCGCAGGGCCAUUGCCUCUACUCCAGCCACCCUGCGUGGUGAAAAGUCACGGGCGCACACCAGCCUUGCCCCCGCCCCAGGUGCUUUGCGCGGUGACGGUUCACGAGCACGCAGGGCCAUUGUCCCUACUACAUGCCCAUUGUGCGAGAUAUGGUCACGGGUGGGCAUAGGCAUUGCCCCUAUUGCAGAUGCCCUGCGCCGUGACAGGCCACCAGUGCGCAGGGCCAUUGCUCCUACUCCAGGCGCCCUGCGCUGUGACAGGUCACGAGAGCUCACAGCCAUUGAUCCUACUCCAGGAGCUCUGUGCAGUGACAGGUCAGGGGCAAGCAGGGCCAUUGCCCCCACUCCAGGCACUUUGUGCAGUGAAAGGUCCCGGGUGCGCAGGGCCAUUGCCCCUACUCCAUGCGCACUGUGCGGGAAGGGGUCACAGGUGGGCAUGGGCGUUGCCCCUACUCCAGGUGCACUGCGCAGGGACAGGUCACAGGCAGGCAGGGCCAUUGCACCUACUCCAUCCGCACUGUUCAGGGUUGGGUCACGGGUGGGCACAGGCAUUGCCCUUCCUGCAGGUGCCCUGCACCGUGACAGGUCACCGGUGCGCAGGGCCGUUGCUCCCACUCCAGGCACCCUGCACUGUGACGGGUCACGAAAAUGCACGGCCACUGGUUCUACUCCAGGAGCCCUGCCCGGCGACAGGUCAGGGGUGAGCAAGGCCACUGCCCCUGCUCCAGGCGCCUUGUGCAGUGAAAGGUCCCGCGCACGCAGGAGCAUUGCCCCUACUCCAUGUUUACUGUGCGGGGACAGGUCAUGGGUGGGUAUGGGCAUUGCACCUACUCCAGGCGCCCUGCUUGGUGGCAAAUCAAGGAAAUGCAGGGCCAUUGCUAUUACUCCCGGCGCCCUGCGUGGUGGCAGGUCACAGAAACGCAGGGUCGUUGCUCCUACUCCAGAGGCCCUGCACGGUGACGGGUCAUGGACUUAUAUGGCCAUUGCUCCUACUCCAGGUGCCCUGCACGGUGACAGCUCACCAGCCCACACGUCCAUUAUUCCCUCUCCAGGCGCCCUGCAUGGUGACGGGCCACCAGCGCACAUGGCCUUUCCUUCUACUCCAGGCACCCUGCAUGGUGAUGCCUCUCACGCACACAUGGCCAUUGCUCCUACUCCAGGCACGAUGCGCGGUGACAGCUCAACAGCGCGCACGGCCACUGCCCCAUCUCCAGGGGCCCUGCGAGGUGACAGGUCAUGGAAACGCAAGGCCAUUGCUUCUACUCCAGGUGCCCUGCAUGGUAACAGGUCUGACAGGUCACGGAAAUGCAAGGCCAUUGCUUCUACUCCAGGCACCCUGCACGUUGAGAGGUCACCAGCACUCAGGGCCAUUGUUCCAACUCCAGGCACCCUGGGCCGUGACAGCUCACCAGGGCGCACGUCCAUUAUUCCUUCUCCAGGCGCCCUGCAUGGUGACAGGUCACCAGCACACCUGGACAUUGCUUCUACUCCAGGCGCCCUGCACGGUGACAGCUCUCAGGCACACACGGCCAUUGCUCCUACUCCAGGCACCAUGCGCGGUGACAGCUCAACAGCUCGCAUGGCCAUUGCCCCAUCUGCAGGGGCCCUGAGAGGUGACAGGUCAUGGAAACGCAAGGCCAUUGCUUCUACUCCAGGUGCCCUGCGUGGUAACAGGUCUGACAGGUCACGGAAACGCAAAGCCAUUGCUUCUACUCCAGGUGCCCUGCUCGGUAACAGGUCUGACAGGUCACGGAAACACAAGGCCAUUGCUCCUACUCCAGGUGCCCCGCGCAUUGACAGGUCACCAGCAUGCAGGGCCAUUGCUCCUACUCCAGGCGCCCUGGGUGAUGACAGCUCAACGGCCAUUGCCCCUACUCCAGGGACCCCGCGAGGUGACAGUUCGCCAGCAAACACGGCCAUUGCUUCUACUCCAGGCGCCCUGCACGGUGACACCUCUCAGACACACAAGGCCAUUGCUCCUACUCCAGGUGACCUGGGCGGUGGCAGCUCAUCAGCGCACAAGGCCAUCACUCCUUCUCCAGGUGCCCUGCAUGGUGACAGGUCACCAGCACACACGGCCAUUGCUUCUACUCCAGGAGCCCUGCAUGGUGACAGCUCCCAGGUGCACACGACCAUUGCUCCAACUCCAGGCGCCCUGCGCGAUGACAAGUCAUGGAAACGCAAGGCCAUUGCUCCCACUCCAGGCACCCUGCACUGUGACAGCUCACGAACGUGCACCGCCUUUGCUCCUACUCCAGGCGCCCUGCAUGCUGACAGGUCACCAGCGCACCAGGACAUUACUCUUACUUCAGGCGCCCUGCACUGUGACAGCUCAAGAGAAAGCAGGGCCGUUGCUCCUAUUCUAGGCGCCCUGCACCGUGUCGGCUCUCAGGCACACAAGGCUAUUGCUUCUACUCCAGGCCCUCUGCGCGGUGACAGCUCACCAUUUCACACAGCCAUUGCACCUAUGCCAGGGGCCCUGCAUGGUACCAGGUCAUGGAAACGCGAAGCCAUUUCUCAGACUCCAUUUGUCACCCUGUGUGGUGACAGCUCAGGAGAACGCAUGGCCAUUGCUCCUACUCCAGGCGCCCUGCACAGUGACAGGUCACAGACACAUACGGCCAUCGAUCCUACUCCAAGUGUCCUGCGCAGUGACAGCUCACCAGCGUGCAUGGCCAUUGAUCCUACUCCAGGUGCCCUGGGCAGGGACAGGUCACAGGCGCUCAUGGCCAUUGCUCCUACUCCAGUUGGAAUGCAAGCACAUGUGUUGCAAAGCCCCCGAGCCUGCCAGGAUUCCCUGACGCUUUCGCGGCAUGUUUGUGAGAAAAAGGGGAAGAAAAGGGCAAACGCCUCGACUCUUAUGUCCCUGCCUCCCACAGUAACGGAGGAGGGUGCAUCUCUGCCUCCAGGUCUCACCAGCCCUGCACCCCCCGCUCUGAAGGAAGAGACACAGGACAGCCGCCCGAAGAAGGCCCUGGCUGCAUCCCCGGAAAGUUCUCCCUUCUCGGGAAACAUUCAGGACCCCGGAGAGGGUGCCUGGAAGCCAGGCUGGGCAGGUAUGGCUGCAUCCUCUGGGUCCCGUCAGCACAGGCUGCCUUCUUCACUCCGGCUUGCCAAUAGAAAAAGGAAGCGUCCAGGUCCAGAUUUUCAGAGGAGACCUCAAGGACCUCAGACGCCUGGUGACGCUAAGCUUGCUAAUCCUGUCACCACCAUUCAAAGGGCUGGCGGUAAACAGGAUGGGCAGCCCCCCAGCCUUGCUUUUCCACAGGAGCCACAUCCCAUCGAAAGGGGAACGAUGGUCUGGUUCAAAUUUCAAGAUCAUCCGUUUUGGCCAGCAGUGGUCAAGAGUGUCAGCAACACAGACAAGACCGCGAGGGUGCUCCUGCUUGAGGCCAACCUGCACCAUGGAAAGCGGGGCAUUCAAGUUCCUCUUCGAAGGCUGAAGCACCUGGAUUGUAAGGAGAAAGAGAAACUGCUGAAGAGAGCCCAGAAGGCCUACAAGCAAAGCGUCAACUGGUGCUUCUCACUGAUCUCCCACUACAGAGAAGGACUGGUCCGGGGUUCUUUCCGGGGCUCUUUCCUGGACUAUUAUGCCGCAGACAUCAGCUACCCAAUCAGGAGAGCCAUCCAAGAGGGAGACCUGCAGAUUGACUUUCCAAAGGUGAAUUAUGGCGACCUGGAAGACUGGGAGGAGGAGACCUCCCUGGGCGGGAAGAGGCCUUGCAAGAAAAUCCUCCCGGACCGGAUGAGGGCCUCUUGGGACCGAGACAACCAGAAGCUCGUGGACUUCAUCGUGAGGAGAAAGGGGGCCGACCCCCACCUUCUGGACAUCUUGCAAGGCAGGAAGCAGUCCAGGUGGCUGACCGCGUUUCUGAAGCCACACAGGGAUUUGCACUGCAUUGAAACAUACCUGGAGGAUGACGAUCAGUUGGAAGUCGUGGCCAAGCAUUUACAAGAAAUCUACAAGCAAAUUGACAAGGCCAGGCUGACUCUGAUAAGGGAUGACAAAGUCAAUUUUGUUCUGGAAGUUCUUCUGCCGGAAGCCAUGAUUUGUACCAUCGCCGCACUUGAUGGGCUGGAUUACAAGGCAGCAGAGGAGAAGUACCUGCGAGGACCACCUGUGCAUUACCGGGAGAAAGAGCUGUUUGACAGAAAUAUCUUAAAGAAGGCAAGAAGAGAACCAGCAACCACCCAUACAGCUAAUUAGCUCCCGCCUGCCUCCCCCGCACCCAUACCUUCCCAGGGAGCUGCCUCCUUUCUAGAAUUAAUGAGGAAGCCUCCUCCCUUCCCCAACGCGUGUAAGUAUGUUCUGGAUAUUCGAGACUUUGGGAAUGUGAGGAAUUCAUUUGGGGCCCAUCUCUCGCAUGUGCUGGUGGCACAUUCAUCACCAGGUCUUCAUCGCAAACUCGUGAAGAGCUAUUUUGUUAAACGAUUGCAACCCCUUGCGAUUCCCUCAACGUCUUUGGAUGUGUAGUUGUCCCGAUAGGUUUGAAAGACAAGAGCAUUGAUUUUCAUAACGUGUCUUUUGACUGGACUUGGUACUUUCACUUAGGACCUAUAUUCUUUUACACAAAAAGCCACUGGUAUCAGCUUUUAAACAACAAUAAUUUUUAAAGCCUAAUGUAUAUUUUUAUGGAAACGUCAGUGAGACUUUUCAUUCUUUUGGCGAUACGUGGAUAGAAACCAUCAGAUUCCUCUUUCAGAUAAUUCCUGCCUUUUCCCUGCUAGGCUUGUUUAUUUUUUGAAAAGUAGCCCCGAGAGUUGAAUCCCAUGAGAGAGUCAUUUUCUCCUAUGUUAACACGACCUUCCGAUACUUUUUCAAAAAGCAAACUGCAGGCCAAACAUGAAGUUACCGAAUGGCUUGCACGUAGUCCAUAUGUGCUUGAGUGAAAUCUCAGUGUGCAGUGAGCGUCUUGUCAGCCUCAUGCAAGAUUGUCGCUCUGCAUUUCCCUGAAAUUCCACACCCUCCUUCAACGGCUGAACUGUUUCCUAGAACAGGCUUCAGGCUGUCUUCAUAACUGACAGUGAUGGAUCUUCUCCCUCUAACUGUCGGUCCCCUGUGGAGGGCAGCUAGAGCCAUCUCCUUCUUGGCCUGGCUUCUCUCCACCUGUGUGGCUGGCCCAACUGCUUAGGAGCCCGUCUACCUGCCCGUAAACUGGAGUAAAGCCAGCUCCUUGUUCUGGAUCCAGAAUCCCCCAAGACGUGGCCAUUUGUCUCAAUGUCACCAAGCUUCAUCUUCCAACUUAUUCACGGGCCGGCUCCAACAGGUCCCAACAAUCUAGACACAGGCUGGUAAGCCAUUCCCGGCUGCUAGAGGCGCCAGGGCUGGGAGUUGGAAAAAUGGGUCACAGGGGCAGCCUUCAUUCCGCUAAGUGGGGCCGGCCCUUGGUGGAAUAAUAUUAAACAGAUGCAAUUCAGACCUAAGUUGUGAAGCCCACAGAUUGCUAGGCUAACUUGAAACAAGAUGGUUUUUGAGGAUAAGUGUUAUGGAAAAGCCAGUUUGUUUUUCAAACUUGAUGCUAAAAUAAACGUGAAGGCCUUCACAUGAA